Messenger RNA from Struthio camelus australis, 5604 nucleotides. Lineage: Eukaryota; Metazoa; Chordata; Aves; Struthioniformes; Struthionidae. The record is from RefSeq and is a predicted model, not a curated record.
AUGCCGACAACCAACCAGGGCUGGCCCGAGGCGUUUGGGUUCAAGAUAGGUGGAAACGGUCCUUGCUACAUCCUUUCUGUAGAAGAGGGCAGCAGUGCUCACGUGGCCGGUCUCCGGCCAGGGGACCAGGUCCUGGAGAUAGAGGGCCAGCCCGUCUCCUCUCUGAGCUGCGAGGCACUCCUCAGCCUGGCAAGGCAGUGCAGCAACGUGCCCCCCAGCAUCGGUGUGGUCUCCCGUGUGCAGCAGGUGGACAUCAAACCUGGCCCCCAGGGAUGCUUUGGCUUCGCCCUGGCAUGCAGCAGUAGUGGCCCCCUGCAAGUGGAAAGUUCCUGCCAAGGGAGGUCUCUGAGGCUGGGACUGCUGAGGCUCGGGCGGCUGCAGAGAUGGACCAGCAGCAGCAUGCGGGAAUUUGUCCAGAGCGCUGAAGCCAUCCACCAGGAGAGGAAACAGAAAGCGCAAGAAUUCAGCAAGAAGGUGGAUGAUAUCCUUGGUGAUCAGCCAGAGGUAAAGGAGAAGGUUUUUGCCAUCCUGAAGCAGUAUGCAGCAGAGAGGAAGGUAGACUACUUGGCUUAUGCCCUCUGCAUGGUUCUCACCCAAGAGUCCCACCAGCUUCUUAUUGACAAUAUCAGGAUUUUCAUCCCCAAGAAGCACCGGCAGCGGUUUGACGAGGUCGUGUCACAGAGCCUGAUCAGCAAACUGUGCCGCUCCAAGAGCGAGCAGCACAGCAACCGGCUGCGGCGCAGCCGUAGCGAGGACCACCAGGAGCGGCUCCUCGUGUCCACCCGGGCCAGCUCUGUGCCCCGCAGCCACGAGGAGGCCAGCAAGAGCCUGAGGAAAACCACUUCCUUGAUCACCAGCAAUGUGGCCUCGGGGGCUGCCCGCAGAACUGUGCGAGUUUAUAAAGGCAACAAAAGCUUUGGCUUCACAUUACGUGGACAUGCCCCAGUGUGGAUUGAGUCCAUUCUGCCAGGAAGCCCAGCUGAGAAGGCUGCUCUCAAAGCUGGAGAUCGAAUCUUAUUUCUCAAUGGUCUGGACAUGAGGAACUGCUCCCAUGACAAGGUGGUGUCGAUGCUGCAGGGCAGCGGGGCGAUGCCUACCUUGGUGGUGGAAGAAGGGAUUGUCAGCUUCUCAAAUGACUCUGACUCUGCUGACUCCCCGAACACCUCCUCCGCUCUCACCUCCCUGCAAUGGGUUGCAGAGAUACUUCCCUCUAGCAUCAAGAUUCAAGGAAGGACCUUCAACCAGCAGCUGGAACAUCUGCUCACACCACCUGAGCGCUAUACCAUCUGCAAAGCACUGGAAGGCUUCUUUCAACAUCGGAAUAUUGACACUCUUAUUGUGGAUGUGUACCCGGUGCUGGACACACCAGCCAAGCAAGUCAUUUGGCAGUUUAUCUACCAGCUGCUGACGUAUGAAGAGCAGGAGCACUGCCAGCAAAAGAUUGCCAGGUUUCUUGGUUACAAGUCCUUGGCAGCUGAGCCAGAAGCAGAAGAACGCCAUCGCAGUUCUGUCCGAGCGGCCUCCUUGUGUCGGGGAAGCCUUCGAACCCCACGCCCUGAGGAAGGGGGAGCAGCAGGCCAGAGCGACACCGUGGAGGUCCCAGUUCGGCUGAUCCCUGGAGAGAGACAAGCUGGUGAUGGCACAUCCCUCCCAGAAACUCCCAACCCAAAAAUGAUGUCUGCUGUCUAUGCAGAAUUAGAAAACCGCCUGAUUGGCAGCUUUGCUGGAAAGAUGGGUAAUGCUGCUCUGCACAGGGCAUCACCGCCUGCACCAGACAAAGCAUAUGCUGCAGGUGCUCGGAAGUCAGGGCUGUCGAUCUCAUGGCACAGUGACCGUCGGCCCUCCCAACAGUGCUACUACCACCUGCACAGCAGCAUCCCGUCCCCAAGCAGCACCGAGUCCAACCCGUACGUCAGCCUUGACAGCAGCCCAGCUCCGUCCCCUAAGCAUGGGGAUUAUUCGCUCAGCCCUCUGUCACGACGGAAGAAGCUCUUCACCUUCUCCAGGCCUCCACGCAGCCGGGACACGGAUCGGUUCCUGGAUGCCCUCAGUGAGCAGCUGGGACACAGGGUCACCAUUGUGGAUGAUUUCCUUACCCCUGAGAACGAUUAUGAGGAGAUGAGUUUCCAUGAUGACCAGGGCAGCUAUGUCACCAACGAUGUCAGCAGCACCAGCGAGUACAUCAGCAGCAGUGAUGAAGGGAGCUCCUUGACCUACUCCACCCUGUCAGACCACAUCCCCCCGCCGCCGCUCACACCGCCCCCUCCACCAGUGCCCUGUGCCCCCCCCCUGCACCGGGGCCUGGUGCAUCGCAGAAGUGAGUCCAACCACAUGAGUGUCAAGAGACUGCGAUGGGAGCAGGUGGAGAACUCGGAAGGGACCAUCUGGGGACAGCUUGGAGAAGACUCGGAUUAUGACAAGUUGAGUGAUAUGGUCAAAUACCUUGACCUGGAGCUGCACUUUGGAACGCAGAAACCUACAAAACCAGCUCUCAUGCCUGAAUCCUUUAAAAAGAAAGAUGUGGUUGAAAUUUUGUCCCACAAAAAGGCCUACAACACAUCCAUCCUGAUAGCUCAUCUCAAGCUCUCGCACGUUGAGCUGCGCCAGAUCCUCAUGACGAUGGAGACUGACCGCCUGGAGCCUUCUCACAUCAAGCAGCUCUUGCUGUAUGCCCCUGAUGGGGAAGAAGUCCAGCAGUACCAGAACUACAAGGAUAACCCCAGCAAGCUGAGUGAGCCAGACCAGUUUGUGUUACAGAUGUUAUCAGUACCAGAAUAUAAGAUCCGUCUGCGCAGUCUUCAUUUUAAGAGCACUCUGCAGGAGAAGACAGAGGAGAUCAAAGCUAGCUAUGAGUGCAUCUGCAAGGCCUCUCUAGAGCUGAAAAGCAGCAAGAAGCUGGCUAAAAUCUUGGAGUUUGUGCUGGCGAUGGGAAACUAUCUGAACAACGGGCAGCCCAAGACCAGCAAAACAACAGGCUUUAAAAUCAACUUUCUCACUGAGCUGAACACAACCAAGACUGUUGAUGGGAAAUCCACCUUCCUGCACAUUCUUGCCAAAUCACUUAGCCAACAUUUCCCAGAACUUCUGGGCUUUGCCAAGGAUCUUCCUACAGUGCCGCUCGCUGCCAAAGUGAAUCAGAGAACAUUAACAGCAGACCUUAAUGAUCUUCACACCACCGUCAGUGACAUACAGAUGGCCUGUCGCAACAUGCCAGCUACUGCAGAGGACAGAUUUGCAAUUGUGAUGACUUCCUUUCUGGAGAGUGCCCAGCCUGCCAUGCGAUCUCUGGAUGAUCUGCAGCACAAAGCCAUGGAAGAAUUCAGCAAGGUGUUAUCCUUUUUUGGGGAAGACUCUAAAGUCACAACUUCUGAAGCUUUCUUUGGCAUUUUUGCAGAAUUCAUAAGCAAGUUUGAGCGAGCACUCAGUGAUGUGCAGGUUGGUGAGUGCCAGCGCAGCCCCAGGAUGACCUCCCCCCUUGCCUGGUGAUAGGCCCAUGGCGAUGUGAGGUGCAACUAUUUAUUGCCAACAAAGUGCAAUUUGCUCCUGUUGAGUUUGGUUGUAAAUAUGCUGCUGUCACCUGCUAGCACCAAGCAGAACCACAGACCAAGGGGAAGGGGCAAUUUAGACCCCAAAAAGGUACCACAGAUGGGCCACGGAUGGAUGCUAGGGUGAGGCACAGGUGUAUGAAGGGAAACACUAUAUUAGUCUUGACAACAUCUUUCGUAGCAUCCUCCAUCUCCAGCAUAUUACUGAAUCAUGGAUUUCAGACACAAUUGGAUAAAAUCUCAUUCUCCCUCAUUUCCAGAACACACCUAACUGGCACCAGCAAUCACUGGAGACUUUUCCAUAUUCUUACAGCCCUUGUGUGGCUAGGUACAGAGUCUCCCCUUCCUUGCAGAACAGAGCCCAGGCCUUUCCCCCAGGCAGGCACUGCUUCCACCUAACAGCCUCAGGGGCCAGGAGUGGAUCACAGCUGCAGAUUCCAUAAGGAACAGGAGCAGGUCAAGCAAAGAAGGGAGCACGUGGGAAUGAGAACUGCUAUCAGUGCUCCCCUUGGCACCCGUAAGAGGAACUGCUGAUGAGCCAGUCUCAGAUCCUUCUCCAAGCCCUGCUGCACUUGAGCAGUGUGAAGUGGGGCUGGAGUUUUACACUGACCUUAACGGCUUAGUGGAGAGGGCAGGAGUUAGCCCAGAGGUUUUAAUCCCCUGCCACAAUUGGCCAGUGACAAUGGAAAGAAAUACAACCUUCCAGGAAACCUUUACGGCACAUCUGUAUGUUCACACAUAUGGAUCCAGUUUGAUUUUACACAGUUGCUUUAGAGAACAAGAAAAGGCCCGGAGUCCUUCCUGGCUGUCAGCUUUGCUUGAAGGUGUGGCAAUGACUGGCAGAUCUUGAAAUCUUCCUGAGAAUUUAAUAUCAGCACUAGACUUACAUGAACUUGCCAGGAGGCAUAAAUCCCUGACUAUUUUGGGGCCUCCUUGGAAAGUACAGAACCCCUGGUAGUCUAAGCAUUAAUGGGAGUCCUUUGAAGCCUGCAGUACAGCUUCUGAGGCAAGCCAGAGACCAGUGAGAAAUGUAUUGCACGCCGCCUUUUCAUUCAUCCCUGAGGGCUGCAGUCCUCCGAGUCCAUCUGACAUAAUGUAUGAUUUGACCAUUCUUUCGUGCUGAAUAUAUCCAGGGAACUCUAAAAGCAUACAUAUCCAUCUUUCAAUGACCCCGAUUAUUAUUUUGAUAAAUUUAAUUCUCUGAGAUGUCCUCUGGAAUGAAAGGGCUAGCAGCAUUCUGUGGUCAGUACAUGCGCCUUCAGGUGGGACGGUGCCCCAAGAGCUUUAUGGCAGUGAAAUUACAGUGCGUUAAUAUUGUGAGGCAUUACUUUGUGCAAAGUGCAUCUGUUGCCUUUCAAAUCUGACAUGCUCAAAUAUCCUACGCUGUCAAAGCGCUCCAGCAAAGCCGUAGCUUAGAUAACCUUCUUCACGUUCAAUGGCAGAGCAAGAGCUCUUAACUGUAGCCCCUGCUGAAAGUACAGAAUCACCACCUGGUGCAUUAUUUAUGGGAGACCUUAUGAUCAUCAAAUCUUUGGUUUUCAAUACCCACGUGGUUUUCUUUUUUUUUUUUAAACCCUGCUGUAGAACGUGAAGUAUAUUUUCACAAGUGUUUUCAGUUUAUAGAGCUUUAAGUGCCAGGUAGUUUAUAGCAUUGUGUUAUCGGAGGCCCAACCUUCUCCGUCUCUGUCUUUUCUCUCCACUGAUAGUGGUGAUAGGUCAAUGAAUGCUCAUCUCUAGUUUCUGUUUUGGAUGUUUCACACUGCAUUCAAAUUAUUUUUUUUUCUAAAAACAUAUUGAGUAUUUAAACCACCGGAGGUUAUUUUGAAACUGUCAUUAAAAAUGUGAAAAUGCUGUAUAUAGAUUUUGCUACAUGUUGUAACUUUCCAAAAUAGUUAGAACUCCAGUCCCUUUAGUAUUUUUAUGUGAAUAUUUUCAAAGAAUCAGAACUUCCGAGAUACGGUUAUAUUAUUUGGUAAUGGGACUAUGUAUAUUCACAGUUCAGUCUCUACCCAAUGCCUAUGUGCUAUUCCCAAAAUAAAGCUACUGCCUUCUGCCUCCU